This is a messenger RNA of Oryza brachyantha (malo sina), 1170 nucleotides long. Its product is annotated as transmembrane emp24 domain-containing protein p24beta3. The transcript has 4 exons. Gene Ontology annotation, biological process: intracellular protein transport; endoplasmic reticulum to Golgi vesicle-mediated transport; Golgi organization. Bases 200 to 826 code for a protein of 208 amino acids. Gene Ontology annotation, cellular component: endoplasmic reticulum-Golgi intermediate compartment; COPII-coated ER to Golgi transport vesicle; Golgi apparatus. The record is from RefSeq and is a predicted model, not a curated record. NCBI's taxonomy places the organism in Eukaryota, Viridiplantae, Streptophyta, Magnoliopsida, Poales, Poaceae.
UCUCUCUCCUCCGUCUCGCCCCCGUGACCUUUUCCUCCACGCCGGAAUACUACUCCCCCCAUCGCCAUCUCGUCGUCGCGCGGGCGGGACCUCGACCUCGACCUCGACCUCGCCGCCGCCCCCGACGAGACCCGACUCGAUUGACCCCAGGACUCGCUCCGAGGGGGUGCGCGCGCCGGUGGCGAGAGCGGGGUGGGCCAUGGCGGCGAGGUGGCGGCCGGCGAUGCUGCUGCUGCUGGCGGCGGCGUGGAGCGCGGACGCGCUGUCGGUGACGGUCACCGACACCGAGUGCAUCCACGAGUUCGUGCCCUACGAGGGCGACACCGUGUCGGGGAACUUCGUCGUCGUCGACCACGACAUCUUCUGGAGCUCCGACCACCCCGGCAUCGAUCUCACGGUAACUUCACCAGGUGGCAACACUGUGUAUACAUUGAAGGGGAAAUCCGGUGACAAAUUUGAGUUUAAAGCUCCAAGGGGUGGAAUGUAUAAGUUUUGCUUCCAUAACCCAUAUGGGGCACCUGAAACUGUUUCCUUCUACAUUCAUGUCGGCCACAUACCCAAUGAGCACAAUCUGGCGAAAGAUGAGCAUUUGGACCCUAUCAAUGUGAAAAUAGCAGAGCUGAAGGAGGCAUUAGAAUCUGUCACUGCUGAGCAGAAAUACCUUAAAGCCCGUGAGGCUCGUCACCGACACACAAAUGAGAGCACAAGAAGGCGUGUCAUGUUCUACACAAUAGCCGAGUACCUAGCUUUCAUGGGUGCGAGUGCUUUGCAAGUUGUUUACAUCCGUCGCCUGUUCAGCAAAAACGUGGCAUACAACAGGGUGUAGGACACAGUCUACUUCAAGACAGCAAAAAAUGGUUGGAGCAGGAAAAUAUUUCCAUCAUAUUGUGUUAGCUUUCCCAGCCAUUUUUUUGGGUUUAGUCUAAAACGUGGCACUUUUGAAUUUAUCACCUUGUACUUUUAGCAACUUCAGUGAGAUAUGAAGCACAUUUGUUGCUGAACAAGUGAACAUAGAGUCGUAACUAAUCUUCAAAGGGUUGAAUGGUUGAUGCUCAAAAGAAACUACUUGUGUUAGUGUGUUACUACCACUUACCAGUAUCUUGUGCUGAUAUAAAUUGAUCAAUUUUUAUUAUGUUCUAUGAAAUUCAUUCAAAGCACAACGUUCCUCGU